AUGGCCAAGGUGUAUGGACGCUAUCUUGGAUUACUAACAGUAUUGGCAUUGUGCAAAUGGUCCAUGGCCAGCUGGAACACCACCGGUGAGACCGUCAAUCAAACUGAGGCCCCAUGCAGUUACCGUGGCAACAGAGACAAUUGCUCAGCACCCACCUUGGACACUGGACAGUGGAAUGGACACUUCACCAAAUGUCCGCAAGAGCUCCACCACUACUGCAUCCACGGGGAUUGUCGCUAUGUUAAAGAUCAAAAGACACCGUCGUGUAGGUGUGAACAUGGUUACAUCGGUUCGAGAUGUGAGUACUUGGACCUGGACUGGCAGAGAGGGGAUGUGAGGCAGAUGAUCAUCAUCCUUGUCAUCGCUGUGCUCGUGGUCCUCAUUCUUCUCAUCGUGCUCACUUUUGUCUGCUCACAUCGCAGGUUUAAAGUUUGCCGAAAGAAGAGGCGGCGGCAGGAAGAGCCAAGGAACGGGACGGAGAAACUCCAUAUGAUGGAUACCAAUGCACAUUGUGUCACACCAGACUCUGUGGAUCCUCUAAAUAACAAUGACGUAUGA
This is a messenger RNA of Nerophis lumbriciformis (worm pipefish), 558 nucleotides long. The record is from RefSeq and is a predicted model, not a curated record. Lineage: Eukaryota; Metazoa; Chordata; Actinopteri; Syngnathiformes; Syngnathidae.